AUGCAUUCCUUCAACGUACUAGAGUCCACCGAGAAGACAGAAGAUGCUGUAUCUACUCGAAGCGUUGCACUGAUACCAACCCUUCUUGAUGAGGAGAAUAUCACUGAUGUAACACAUUUCAACACCGAUUCCGACAGCCAGUUCGUCUCCUCGCUCGCUGUCCCUCCUACCCGCGUCCCUUGUGAUGUUGAUACCAGUCCUAUCCCUCGUCCAAGCAGCGUAACAACAACCCCCCCUGUGCUUGCUGAGUUCCAGCGCGUGCUCGCUCCAACCUGCGGUGUAUCUGCAGAUACCGCACCAGUCAUGCUCGAGGUGCGAUGGCCUGUCGUUAGGAGUAGGCGCAAGCUGCUUUUCUCAAUCUGGGAUACCAUGCCCGCCGUUGAGGUGUCGGAGAACCAGCUUGUAGAGGAGAGCGCAGUGCUGCUUACGCGAGCUACUGAGCUCACCGCAAAGAUGCCGAAGAAUGAGCCCUGGAGACUUAUCCUAACCGACGAGGUGCACGGGAGGUUCAUCCUCGUCAGGGUGCUCAAUGAGCUGGAGUCAGCUGACAAUGCCUCGGUGAGCGAAGACGUUUGCAGUCCAUUUGUAAGCAAGACAGUCAACGACGCUGUCAUCAACGAACCACCUUUGCACAUGACGGAGGUGACAUUAGUCCAAACUGUCAAUUCGCAUGCACUCCCAGCAGUUCUUGCUGCCACUGUACUACGAUAA
Messenger RNA from Guillardia theta CCMP2712, 711 nucleotides. RefSeq lists its product as hypothetical. The coding region runs from base 1 to 711 and encodes 236 amino acids. Lineage: Eukaryota; Cryptophyceae; Pyrenomonadales; Geminigeraceae. The record is from RefSeq and is a predicted model, not a curated record. The transcript has a single exon.